Molecule: messenger RNA, 759 nt
Organism: Branchiostoma belcheri (Belcher's lancelet)
Lineage: Eukaryota; Metazoa; Chordata; Leptocardii; Amphioxiformes; Branchiostomatidae
Product: tetraspanin-31-like
Exons: 6
Coding region: 122-751 (209 amino acids)
Cellular component (GO): membrane
Source: RefSeq, a predicted model, not a curated record
ACCAUGACGUCAGGCUGUUCGGCCAUUUUGGUUAGACGAAGCCUUGAAAAUUUUGCUUCGUGUUCGGCGACUAUUUAUUACGUUUUUGUGAGAUUUUGAGGGCAGGGAAAAAUUUUACAAGAUGUGCGGGGGGUUCCAUUGCUCGAAGAACGCUCUAGCGGCGCUGAACAUCCUUUAUAUCCUGGUAGCUUUCAUCAUGAUCGGAGUGGCAGCGUACGGUCGAGCGAUGGCCAUGGUCACCAGCGUCUCUCUGAUUGGUGGAAUCAUUGCCAGCGGAGUGUUCCUGCUCUUCAUCGCCAUCAUUGGUCUGAUCGGAGCGGUCAAGCAUCACCAAGUCCUGCUCUUCUUCUACAUGGUGAUCCUGUUCCUGUUGUUCAUCAUCCAAUUCUCCAUCUCCUGUGCCUGUCUGGCCUUCAGUACUACAUACAAGGAACAACUACUAACAUUUGGCUGGAAACAUUCUGCCACUGCGACAAGAGCGGACACACAGAAGGCCUUCAACUGCUGCGGCCUGUACAACACCACAUCUGCAGACCCCAAGGACCCAGGGUGUACUGGUUUGCCCUGUGAUAACGGUGCGCCAGGCUGCCCCUCCUGUAUGCAGAAGUUACUACCCACCAUAGGGACAGCCCUGAGAGUAUCCGGGGGAGUAGGCCUCUUCUUCAGCUUCACAGAGAUUGUUGGUGUGUGGCUUGCAGUACGAUUCCGAAACCAGAAGGAUCCUCGGGCAAACCCAAGUGCUUUCCUAUAGGAAGUCUU